This is a messenger RNA of Pristis pectinata (smalltooth sawfish), 6497 nucleotides long. It is a transcript of the gene ippk, whose product is annotated as inositol 1,3,4,5,6-pentakisphosphate 2-kinase. The transcript is spliced from 14 exons. Gene Ontology annotation, cellular component: nucleus. Lineage: Eukaryota; Metazoa; Chordata; Chondrichthyes; Rhinopristiformes; Pristidae. Gene Ontology annotation, molecular function: inositol-1,3,4,5,6-pentakisphosphate 2-kinase activity; ATP binding. Gene Ontology annotation, biological process: inositol phosphate biosynthetic process. Bases 158 to 1639 code for a protein of 493 amino acids. The record is from RefSeq and is a predicted model, not a curated record.
CAGAAACGUCGACUCUCCAUUUCCCUCCAUCGAUGCUGCCUGACCCGCUGAGGUCCUCCAGCGCCUUUUGCGUUGCUCCAGAUUCCAGCACCUGCGGUCUCUUGUGUCUCCCGAUGUUUCCAGCAUUCACAGAGAAAGACCGAACCUACCGGAGGUUAUGGAACUGAAGGAACCGGAUGGGAACGAAUGGAAGUACCACGGAGAAGGCAACCGAAGUUUGGUGGUUUCCCACGUCCAGCACUGCCAAGUACUGCGUUUCCUUAAGUUUCCCAUUGAACUACCACAGCCAAACAAGGCCCUGGAAGAAGUUCCCCACCGGCUAAACAACAUAGUAGAAUUUGGUAAACAUGUGAUGAAGCCAUUAUUGGGAGAUAACUUCGUACAACCUGGGGAGGUUAUACAAUUACCACUGGACUUCGUGAGACAACUGGCAUUGAAGAUCCAACCAGAAAGGCCAGGAUCACGUUGCAAUAAAGUAAUGGAUGCCUUCAGUGGAUAUACAUUAUGCCUUCCAGAUCUCACUAAGUUCCAAACCUCCCAUCAAAUGGAAAAACGACCACCCCUCUGUAUAGAAAUUAAGCCUAAAUGUGGAUUUAUCCCUUUCUCAAGUCACAUUACCAAGGAGAUUAAACGGCGUGUAUGUCGUUAUUGCAUGCAUCAGCAUCUGAAGGUGGCUAAUGGAAAAUGGAAGAGGAUUAGCAAAUAUUGUCCUCUUGACCUUUUUUCAGGGAAUAAACAGCGAAUGUACAUAGCCUUGAAAAGUUUGUUGCAGGAGCCUCAGAACAAUUUAAAGAUUUUUAAGAAUGGAGAGUUGAUAUUUGGCUGUAAAGAUGACCAGGACUGUCUGAUGGAUCUGAAUGAACUUGCUAAUCAUUUGAAAGUGUACUUCUUCCCCACUAAUGGUGUGGUUAAUGGACCACAGUGUACCCGAACUGUUAUCACUGAACUGAUUCAAGUAAUAACAACGGCUUUGUUGAGCAAUGCAGACUCUUGCAGGACGGGUGAUAUGAAGAGAACACGUAUUUCAGAGGAAAUGAGCCACUGUGAAGCGAGUCAGUUUCGCAGGGACAUUUUAAGAAAUAAUAUUCACGCCAUGGAGAACUCUGGCUUGCCAAAAGACUGUAUUCUUUCUCGGAUCCUUCAAGUGCAGAUGCUUGAUAUGAUGGACAUAGAUGGAAUUUAUCCUUUAUAUUUGAGAGUUCAACAGCACUUAGAAGAAUUUCCCAAAGACAGGAGUAGGUUACAUUUAGAUGGUCCUUACAAUGAAUCUUUUUAUGAAAGUCUAUCAGAUCUUUCACAAGAUGAUGAAACAGUGGACUAUGCAGCCCGAAAGAUACAUCAGUAUAGGGUUGCUACAACAGCCAAGGAUUGCUCCAUUAUGAUUGCACUUUCUCCUUGUCUUUUGGAAGAACGGCUUGAACCAAGUACCAUAAUUAAGACAUCAAGGACAUCAUUUGCAUAUUCCAUCUCUAUUCUUGAUUUGGACCCCAAACCAUAUGAGAAUAUUGCACACCAGUAUAAAUUAGAUGGGAAGAUCAUAAACUAUUAUUUGCAGAGUACGAGGACCAAGAAGGAUGUUACCCCUCCUAACUUCUACAGGGGAUAUGAAGAGUGCACACUGUUUUUUCAUUCUGUGUGAGUUUUGGUUGGGCAUUGACAUUCAUGUAAUACUUAAUAAAAUGACUGCACUGAUUUAGUGGUCAUGAUCUCAAGUGUGAGAAGUUUAGGAAAUAGCUGACCUGAGAUUUUGAAUAUUGAAGACAGCAGAAUAGCUUUGGAUUUUGAACAUUACCAAAUGUUAGAUUGGAUAUCUGUAUUUAGAAAGCAUGCCCUUCCUCAUUAAUGCAAUACCACCAAGGACAGCUUUUUUAAAAAAAAAUUCAAUACCCUUCUUUUGAAGGGAAACUAGAUUGUAAAUGUUUAAGCACAAUCAUUUUCCAUGUUUCAGAAAGUUAUCUCAGUGCAGAGAGUGAAGCGAGUUCUUUAAAGGCAGCUGAAAGAAAAUGCCUUUAGUUGAACAGCACUGAGAACUGCAGGAGAGUAUUCCAUUAAUAUUAAGGGAAGUUGUGCGUUUUCUCACUGCAGUUAAUUUUCUUCAUGCUUUCAAGUGUAGUUCAAGGCUACAACUAUGAUCACAAACUUGAUUAAAACUUAGUUUUUCUUGGCUUUGGCUCAUCACUCAAAUUGCUGCUGGGUUUUGGCAGUUUGUUUUUCUACUGCUUCAGUUUGUGCCAGUUGUUUUUGCCAGUCAGUGAUAUCUGCUGCAGUUAGUGCAGAUAAUUGUAGCUGCUAAUCGUAGUUUAAAAUCUAAUCUAACCACUUAAGAAUAGACCCACUGAAAUCGUUAAUUUUAUUGGAUAACCAUGGAUCUCUUGCACUUAGAAAAACAACUGACAGGUGGAAAGAAUGCUUCAUGUGUUAAGAUGAUGUUUGAAUACAAAUCUAAUAUUGCUCCCAAGUUUUCAUGGAUGUUGAUUAGUAGUCAUGGAGUUCAGGAAUAGAAAUUGCCAAGGAUGCAUCAUCAUUAUUUAAAUGUAUUCUGUACUUCAGGAUUAGAAUUAAGCUUGUAACUGGCACACUUUUAUUUUCUCUUGUAGUUUUGUCUCAGAAUUUAUUUUCCUGUCAGCAGUGGGUAUGCUGUAUAACAAGUAAUGGUAUUUGCUCUGGAGCAGUAAAAAUGUUGGCAAUUGUUAAAUAUGGCAUGUGGGUUCUGCAACUUUAUCACCUAAGUGUACUUGGGGGAAGCUGCAGGCAUUUGAUCACGUGGUUUUUCAUUUUAAGGUAGAAAAACAUCAGCUAUCUCCCUCCUAGCUGCUUCCCAAGGUGCACUUGCUAUGAAUUGAUUGUGAAGUUGCUUCCAACCUAAAGUUAAUAAGAUUUUUAAAAAAAAUAUUAUGUAAAGUCAGAGUUAAAACAACUACCACGGGAACAAAAAGAAAAUUGUAAUACCCAAUAUGUGUAUUAAAUUGGGCCCUCCACAUUAUCAUCAGCAGUAAAAGAAGUUGAUGCCUUUUCAGUGAAUAUUUAAAAGAUAGAGUAAUGUUGAUGGUAUAAGUGUGUGAAAUUGCUGAAAAGGAGGAAAAACUAUUAUUGCUAACAGUUACAAAUAUAAUAUCUACAGAUGUAAUUAAAGACAAAAUCAUUAAGUUGCAUUUGUGACAGCACAACAGUGGAAACAGAUUCCUCUUGGCACAGGGAAAAAUAGUGAGUGAGUUGCUAGAGAGGGGCAGGUGCUGGUUGGGGAGAUGGGGUUGGGGAAUGAGUAUUGGGGCACUUUGGGAGAGUGGGGUAAUAGGGCAUGAAAAGGGUUCUUGAAAAAGGAAUGGGAUUAACAUUGAUCCAGGGCAAAACUCAGUAAGAAUAAAGCAGUCAUAAACUGUUUUAAGUGCAAGUUGAGAGAGAAUGGAACGAACGUAGCAGAUUUCUUUAGUGACAAUAAGAGGACCGUAGCAAAAUAUUUUGCAGGAAUUUAUUUGAACUACUUUACCAAUUAAUUUUCCUUAAGUGUCCUCUGCCAGCUUUACUUGAAUUAUGUCAAUUAUCUCCUUAUGGAGCUAAAGCUGUGCAUAGAUCCAAAACUUCUGGACUUGCUGUCUCAAUUAAACUGUGACUAAUGGAUAAAAAUAAGGUUAAAUGUAGAAAUCUUGCUUAAACUUGAAACUGAAGACUCGUCUUAUUUUCCAUGUAUCAUUCAAUUAGAGAAGAUCUCUGUAACCAGUAAAAAUUAAUUUAGGGGGAUAUCUUUAAACUUGUAAUUGUUCCUACAAUAUUACAUCAAUCUUAUCUUUAUUCUAUUUUGAUAUUUCAACCUGCAGGCUGAUUGAGUCACUCAUAUUGUGACACCAGCAGAUUUUCUGUUAAUACACAAUUUUGUGAUCUUAGUUUUCAAAAAAAAAUUAUAUACAGCAAGUGGAAUUGAAAUGUUGUUUCUGAAGAAUUCUGAUGUUCAUGGACACUAAGUAGUUGGUUUAUUGUAUUGAAGAUUUUUGUUUUCUCCUAGCUCCUAGCUGAGUGAGAUGAACUGUUGCCAUAAUAAACCCAUCUAAUGUUUUUAUAGUGAGGAAUGUAAUCUUCUAUGUCUGAAGAGAAGUUGAGCCAGUUCCUCAUUUGUAGGAGGAUAUCAUUUUUCUCUCACUUCUUGGUCCCGUUUAAGUGUUAAUCUUGUUUCUGAUGAUGAUGCCAUGCUUUUGCAUCUUUCCUCAACAGUAGCUAAGAGCAUUUGUUGCCCAACAGGAUUAAAAGAACCUGAAAUUAUCCCAGAUUUUCUUUUCUGCAAAUUGUCCUGUUGAAUCUCAAAAACAGCAGCUCAAAGCACAUUGUACUACCCAAUAAUACAAUCAGAAAUAACUUGGAGAAUGAAGUGCCCAAACAGAACAGUUAGAAUGAUCUGGGUUUAAUCAAGAAAUAUUGUGGGCUAUCUCAAGGAAAGAAACACUUUGCAAUCACCAAUUUUUGAAUAGUAACGUUGCAAACUAUCUGUAGUUUUUCAGGCUUUCAUUUUUGACAUCUGCACUAAAUAACCAUGGGGGUAGUACUUGAUCCUAGUGCUGUCCUGGGAGAGUUAGUCAUUUUAUUCGCAACAGAAUGAUUGAAGAGUGUGCUGAAUACAGCUGGAUUUAAUGACUCUUCAGACUUGGGCUGCAUUCUAUCUCUGGGAUAAUCAGUAGUGUUUUGUUUUUCUGGAAGUUGUAUUGAAUAUUCUUCCUGUUCUUAAUAUCACCAUGCUCAACUUGCAUUAAUACUGGCUAAUGUACAAAAAGAUGUAUGGGUAAUGUUUCCACUUUGUCAAAUUUGUUAUAAUUUCAUUCAGGUGCUAACUUUUUGUUUUUGGUAUUUAAAUAGGUAAAUCAUAAAUAUAUUCUCUGGUCAAAAAAACUUAAGAUGAUCAUUAGAUAAGGCUCUUUAAUUUGUUGCCUUCCCUGGCCACCUGAAGGAAGACUUUGUAUCAGUAGCACAUGCUCAUCUCUCCUGGAUCAGCUCUCCAUAUUAGAGGCUAUUAAAGGUCACUCCUGAGUUCAAUUCUAUUUCCAUCCAGUGUUCAAACCCAAGCAUUUUCCACUGGAAAUUAAUCAGAAACGUCAAUUCCCUGGCUGCUUAUUCCCUUACCUGUCCAGUUGAAGUAAACUAACUCAACAUACAUCAUGCUGAAUCUAUUAGUACCCUAUUUAUAUUAAUGUUGACAAUAUUUUCUCUAUGACAUUGAGUGUUAUCCCCAUUUGUGAUUUCAAAAUUAGCCAAAAUACUGGAUUGUUUGCCCUACUUGAGAAAAAAAAAGAUAUUUGACUUGAAUGUGAGGUUUUAGGAAAAUUGGUUUUUAAUUCUACAGUGGCAACUUCUUGCUUUGUUUUAAGGUGACUUGAAAUUUGGAUAUGAUGAAUUUCUGUAAAUAUGUAUACUUUGAAAAUUUGUUUUACUAGUUAAUAAUUUAAAAUAAUGGUCUUCAAUUGAAAUUGUUACUGUUCCUGCUGCUGGCUUAUGAGUAAUGUUUUAAAUUUGGACUAAACAGUUUAGUUUGAGUGGUUGGUAAUUAAUUAUACCUCAGUGUUUAGUGCCAACUGAAUUUACACCUGCAAGUAAUAUUUAAUUUUGAAGUGGAUUGGAGAGAUGUUUUGCUGUUCACUUUUAUUGCAAACAUCUCCAGUUAUGCUUUAUGUAUAUUAAAGUGAUAAAUCAUUGUUCAUCACCUUUGUUCCUGUUACAUUACCCAUCAGUCUUUCAAAAUAAAACAGACUAACAUUCAGGUCCAGUUGCUGAAGUCAACGGGAACUUAUGAGCAUUGUGAAAAAUGCAUGAGGUGGUUGAGUGGUUUGAAUCUAUGAUUUGUAUCUGCUGCCACUUAGCUUGAAUAGUUGGCUUAGAGUUAUGUUGAAUCAGUAUGUUAUUAACAGAACCAACAAGAUGGUUAGAAGAUGUGUUUCAUUAUACACGUGUAUAAUCUCCAACUGCAGUGUUCUCCCUUGUGGAACAAAGCCUAGAUAUGGCCUUUUGAAAAAUAUUUAACAUGCAGACAAUUUCCUACUUGUUUAUAACAUGUCUAUAGUGCCUUGUGUUAUCAUGACCCACUCAAAGAUUGCUGACUUGCAUACAUCCCAUUGUGAAUUUUAAUUUAAUCUGGUCCUGUUUUACUUGUUAAAAAUGUCAAUUACAGUUGAUACUGUAUCUGAUCAUUGGUACUUACCACUCUCAUUCUGUACUUGAGAUUUAUAUACUCAGCACUUAUGAAAAGCUGUGAAUUGAACUACCGUUGUAAGAGUGAACUUAACUUUCAAAUGUAUUUUUCCUUAAGUUCAGACUACUGUGGGACAGAUGACUUGUAGAAAUCUUGUACAAAUGCAAUAGAAAUUUCCCAGUAUUUGUAAAUAUUCUUUGGCAAUUUAUAUUUAAAUGCUAUAUUUAUUUUUCACGUGACAGUGCCAUAGGAGAAAUUAAAUGUAGUUGUGGCAUGUCCUGAUGUACAAAAUUUUAAAAUAGUACAGUUAAUAAAUGCGUAAAACAGA